AUGACGACUGUGGCAGUGACACGUGGCGGGCCUCAAGCCGCAGUAGCUCUAGCGGCCUGCGCGGCGGCCGGUACGGCCUGCCUCGUGUGGGCCCUCCGCGGUCGUUACUUGCAGGUUUUCCUCGGAACGGAUCCCGAGAAAGGCGGUGGAAAUGGCGGGAAUGGAGGGAAGGAACGGCAGGGAGUCACGCUGACGUCACUGAACCACUUGAUCGCGCUGACGGGUGACAGCUGGCACUCCUCGCUACAGCGGCUCGCGAUUGGACAGAUGGUUAUCGGCUUGAAGCUCACCAACGAGCCCAGACUCGCCGCCAUCCCCUCGCCGCUGCCUGACUCGCUCGCCAUGCUGGCAUCUCUGCGUGACGUGGACCUGUCGGCCAAUGGGCUUUCGACAUUCCCCGACGCCCUGCUGUCCGUUCCUGAGCUCAAGAAGCUCAAUCUGUCAAGAAACAAACUUACGAGUCUUCCUCAGCCAAUUCGCCGGCUCUCCCACCUGGAGCACCUGGACUUGGGCCGAAACCACCUGUCAGGUGUUCCUGAGGAGAUCGGGCACCUGACGAAACUCCUGACGCUCAACCUGAUGUGCAACCAGUUGGAGAGCCUACCUGACAGCAUCGGGCGGCUCACGAGGGUUUUCCGCCUGGGACUCAAGAGCAACAGGCUCAGCGCCCUGCCCUCAUCAACAGGCGGCAUGACCUCUCUCGUGGAGCUCUACCUCACAGACAACCGCCUCACCGCCCUGCCGGACUCCAUCGGCUGCUGCACCAACCUCGUCAAACUUCAGGCCUCUUUCAACGAGCUGUACGCCCUGCCAGAUACAAUCGGCCAUCUCUCCCGCCUGGAACUGCUCCGUCUCGCUGCCAACAACCUGCACGCCCUGCCCUCCUCCCUCGCGCUGCUCCCCCGCCUGGCAUGGCUGUCCCUCGCCAGCAACCCCCUCUGCCCGCCACUGCCGCCGCACCACGAGGGCGUGGAGGAUAUUCCCUUUGGAGACCUGCAGCUGGGGAGGAAGCUGGGCGACGGCGCCAGUGGCGAUGUCUAUGCGGCGGUGUGGCACGGGCACGAGGUGGUGUUCAAGCAGUUCAACAGCGAGACCAGCCCGGACGGGCGGGCAGUGGAUGAGAUCGCCAUGACCGCUGCUGUCGACCACCCCCACCUCGUGCAGGUGCUGCCUGGGGGAGGUCGAGGCAACAGUGGAGCAGCCGCAUGGGCUGGUCAUGCGGCACGCUCUGCUCAUCUUCUGCUCCACACACCCAUUCCCCCAACCCUUCUCACUCCCCACUUCACCCCCCUUGUGUUCCUCUCCCUUCCUCUCACCACCCCUGCCUGUCAGGUCGAGGCAACAGUGGAGCAGCCCCACGGGCUGGUCAUGCGGCGUGUGUUUGGCAGGUGGGUGCAGGGGAAGGUGGUCGCAGGGGGGAUGGGAAGUGGGCGUAAGGGGAGGGCCAUGGCGGAUCCACCCAAUGGUGAAUCCCUGCGGCGCUGCCGCUGGCCCCCCACUGCCUGCUACCUACUCACGCUCGCCUCUAUGUGGAGUGUGCUCACAUCCUCCCAUCUCUCUGCCCCUCCAAUCCACUCGCUCAGGGCCAUGGCGGAUCCACCCAAUGGUGAAUCCCUGCGGCGCUGCCGCUGGCCCCCCACUGCCUGCUACCUACUCACGCUCGCCUCUUUGCGGAGUGUGCUCACAUCCUCCCAUCUCUCUGCCCCUCCAAUCCACUCGCUCAGGGCCAUGGCGGAUCCACCCAACGGUGAAUCGCUGCUGCGCUGCCGCUGGCCCCCCUCCGCUUCCUACUCGCUUGCCACAGUGCUGAGUGCUGCACACUCAGCUCGUUUGCCACAGGCCAUGGCGGAUCCCCCCAAUGGUGAAUCGCUGCUGCGCUGCCGCUGGUCCCCCACCGCUUCCUACUCGCUCGCCACAGUAGUGGCCGUGGGGAGGGGCCUGGCGUCGGCUUUAGAGUGGAUGCAUGCGCGGGGGUGGGCGCAUGGGGAUGUGUAUGCUCACAACGUUCUUGUGGAUGAUAAGGGGUUCGCUGUGUUGUGUGACUAUGGUGCAUCCUUCCCCUACCCUCGUCACAGUCCCAUCCCCUUUGAAUCACACGAGGUAAGGGCACUCGCCCUGUUGCUCCAAGGCCUCUGCACGCGCCUCUCAGUCCCCGAGACAACAGCAGAGCUUCAGAGCCGAGAGCAGCUGGGGCGGCUGAUCGAGACGUGCGUGGGAGGAACUGCUAAGGAGAGGCUUAGUUUUAGAGAUGUUGGUGAGCAGCUGGCUGUAAUUUCGAGGAGCCAUGUGUGA
Closterium sp. NIES-65 is the source of this 2292-nucleotide messenger RNA. The record is from the annotation of a GenBank genome assembly. Lineage: Eukaryota; Viridiplantae; Streptophyta; Zygnematophyceae; Desmidiales; Closteriaceae.